UGACCUCCACCUUGAAAUGCUUCCGCCGUCAGGUACGAGCAUUCGGCUUCCUUCUUUCGCUGAUAUUCGAUAACUCUCAAAAUACUUGGAUUCUCUGCACAAACUGCCAACCAGUCAACAACUGCCUGGGAGAUCGUAGUUCUGCCUAUCAAGCGUAUACCAAACCAUCAAAAGAGAAUAGACACCAUGUCCCUUCGACUGCUCUCCCGAGCCGCCCGGCCCUCGACCUCUUGCAUCGCUCUCCGACCAUUCUCCACCACCUUCCGCCGAUCUGAUGUCCUUUCCGACCUUGACAAGCAAAUCAACCCAAGAGAAAUUAUCGAGCAGAAGAAGAAGCUCAUGGAGGAAAAGUAUGCUCAAAAGUUGAAAGAAAGGGCGGAGCAGGAAGGCGUACAGGACUUCGAGGAGCUGAAGCAGAAAAUCAUUCAGCCAAAGCUUGAUGCCGAGAAGGCGGCAAGAGAUGCCAAAGACGCGGAGCGCGAACAGGCCAGAUUGGCUGCCACUGAGAAGGUGGAAGACCCCGUGAGCGAGAGGGUGCAAGCCGAAAGAAAGAAGAAGGAGGCCAAAUCGCAAGGACAUAAAGACAGAACUGGUGUCAAGCCGCUCGCAGACAUCAUCAACCUCCCUCUCAUCCACCUGACACCCCACGACACCAAUAACAUCUCACAGAUCUGGAAUGCCUUCCACACCUCCCACCCAACUCUCUCCAACGCCUUCCUCUCUGCCUCGUUGCCAUUCGAAACAUAUGCCUCCAUGCUGAAUGUGGCCAAGGAGAACCCCUUCUUCGUGUUGCCUCUUCCUCGUCUGUCUGCGGCUCCCGUGGAGAACGCGGACCAGCCCCAGAUCAAAACGGACGAGUACGAGAUGUUCUACCUCCAGUGGCUCUUCCACCCCACCCCUACCUCCGGGUCCCCUGCCUCCGCCGACGCCAGCCCCAAGGCUCUGCCCUUCACGACAUCCAUCAUUUUCACCCCUCUUGAGGAAUUCAAACGUUCCGGCGAAUGGGCGCAGCCCUACUUGGUGCUCACUCACUAUCCCGAGCUCUCCCAAACGCAUAAUGUUGUCCUCAUGCGGGGCGAGAUUUCCCCUGCCUCUGCCGGUGGCCCUGACGGCAGCUUGUUGAACCCGGGCUUCUUGCUCUCGCAACAGCAAGCUCAGCUUUUGGCUCUGGCUUUGCAGAGGUUCUACUGUACGGACAUUGCGCUUCCGGGAGAGAGCGAGCAGAUGAGGGUGGAGAGGGCGAGCAGGAAGGAAGCUCUCAGGGGUUUCAGGGAGAGGCCUGAGGAAUGGGAUUGGGCUGGAUUGGUGGAGAAGUCUUAUGGAGGAUUGGUAUAGAAGAUUAGAUGGUGGAGAGAUAUGAACAAGUGAAGAAGUAUACCUGGAUUCUGGGCGAUUCAAUGCUGAUUACGAUCUGUGAAUCAAGCUAACCAAAGCGAUACCUUGUAGAAGACCAUGCCCAUAUCCCCUUCGACUAGACUCUCUCUACUUCGUGAUGUGGGCGAGAACAAGCAACUCGGCAAGUGAUCGAUCGUAUGUAUUUGAAUACGUGGCGCUGCGCCAGACCUUCCCGAUAUCCCUGACUGCGAAUCACACGAGAGGAGAGGAGAACAUUGCGGAGUCGGGCUUUGGAGUCUGUAUGUAACUCGGAACAAUAUUCGC
Molecule: messenger RNA, 1659 nt
Organism: Cryptococcus amylolentus CBS 6039
Lineage: Eukaryota; Fungi; Basidiomycota; Tremellomycetes; Tremellales; Cryptococcaceae
Exons: 3
Coding region: 187-1335 (382 amino acids)
Biological process (GO): mitochondrial proton-transporting ATP synthase complex assembly
Cellular component (GO): mitochondrion
Source: RefSeq, a predicted model, not a curated record